Bipolaris sorokiniana ND90Pr is the source of this 764-nucleotide messenger RNA. RefSeq lists its product as uncharacterized. The record is from RefSeq and is a predicted model, not a curated record. The coding region runs from base 170 to 535 and encodes 121 amino acids. Lineage: Eukaryota; Fungi; Ascomycota; Dothideomycetes; Pleosporales; Pleosporaceae. The transcript has 3 exons.
UACUACAUUACCCUGCUACACCAUUCUCCAAAUAAUACACACCUCGUAAAUUUGUCAAUCGCUUUCCCAAGCACACUCGUGUCUCUCGCUCUUCUAACACCACCAACGGCGGCCAAUCGACUAGUCCUGCAACAAGACACCAUCACGACACAAUAAUCAAUCAAGCACAAUGUGUAUCAUGAGGACUUAUGAGACGCGUGGACGCACUGUCGUCGAGCCACCUCCCCGGCGCGGAAACUUCACUUCACACCCGCCAGCCGGUGUCAUGCGCUUGCCACGUGAAUGGCGCCGUACAGAGAGCAUCAGCGAUGACGGCCGCUACGUUGAGUACAGGAGAUCACGAUCACGAUCCCGGCCUCGAGUGAUCGAGUACUAUGAGGAGCCGCGCCGCAGCACCACUCGCGCCAGGAGCGUGUCGAGGCGCCGCAUCGGUGAUGUUGAGCGCAGGACGCCCAGAACAAGCUAUGUAGAUCCACGCGGCAGCUACGUCGACGAACGCAUUACCAGGAGAAGUGUCAGCCGGGUCAGGCACUGAAUGGGUCUCUUUUAAUGAAUACGAUGAAUCUCAAAAUUACAAAAGCGUCAUGGACACUAGUUUUUCUCUCUACGUCCAGGAUGCCUCCAAGAGUUUUUUCGGUUACGAACGUUAUGAUAGUCAGAUAAUGAGCAUAAAUUCCUACACAGUCUUCUUCCCAAUUUCUCUACAGCGAGGCAACCAUCCGAUGUUCGUAAUCACAAAUGACGUACGCUUGUCUGCCUGCCUG